AUGCCUCCAAAGCGCAAGAGAUCUGAUAGACCCUCGGGCGGCGAAACCGGCCGGCCUUCACCGCAUAGGCCUGCAGAGAUGGUUAUGGGUCAUCAUGAACGAGAUGACGGCAAUAAUAGAGGCCGUGGCCGAACCCGUGGAGCCUCUGGCCGCCGCGACUCAUCCCAUGUUCACGGCCGAAACGGACCACACGGCCAACCAAAUCCUCAGCCGUCGCCCACUCGCCAACGACAAGGUUCUGGCCCGCAGCAUCCUUCCUCGCAGGCCUCGAGACAACGUACGGCCAGCACACCGUCGUCCCCUGUCAAGCCUGCUCCGAUGCAUCCUCCCUCCGAGUCCUCCACCGCUUCCGCGCGUCCACGACAACAGCGACGAGAAUCCCAGACUCUCAAGCCGCCAAAGCCUUCCAACUAUUAUUUUGACAUAAUAACAGAUGAGCAACUGGCAAAUUGGGCGGCCGCUGGAAGAGAUCAUGUCGUCUCUCGCGGUGCUCAGGCGCGCGAUGACAUCGAUGUCGUCGAGCUAUCCAGCCUACUUCAGGAGUUUAUUCAUGCCGUCUUGGCUGGUAAGCUGUCGCCCGAGGAAGCAGGUGCUUGCGUUAAGGAAAUAAUCGGUGAGGAGAACACAGAAGUGAUCAAGGACUCCUUGAAGUUUCUCCCUCAUACCUUGUUCCUCGAUUCGCUUGCCAUUGUCAUGGACAAUGACUCUGACCUUUACCAACCAAUCUUACGUCAAUUCCUCAUGUCUACGGGCGUUUCCACUGCGCUUAUGCGACAGAUUCUAGAUGCGCCUAUUCUGCAACAGCUUGGCCUGAUUCGUGAUACUUUUGCCAGACUGGGCGUUCGCCAGGCGACCAACCUCCUCUAUCGCCAAGCCAACUACAAUCUGCUCAGGGAGGAGUCAGAGGGCUACUCAAAACUCAUUACUGAGCUCUUCACCACGAGUAGUGUUCCUCCACCCCCUCCAGAGCUUGCACAACACACCUUCGAAAGAGUCAAGGCCUUGAUAGGGACUUUUGACCUGGAUGUUGGGAGAGUUCUGGACGUUACUCUCGACGUUGCCGCCGCUGUCCUGAUCAAGCAGUACAAGUUCUUUGUUAAGUUCUUGAGAGUCAGCUCGUGGUGGCCGCGCUCGCAGGUUAAACUCAACUCCACCGCUUACUCGGCUGGCCUUCCAACCUGGGCACACCCCGACUACUCAGAUUGGGUGACCAGUCCCCAAGACGAGGAAGUCAAUGCCGAAGCCAAACAAUUACGCGAUGUUGAGUUCUGGAAUCGAGCAAGAGACAUCCAUCUGGCCGCGUUUUUCGAGCUGGGGGGUCGGCAGGUGCCUGAGCAAGCCAUCCAAACAGCUCUAAUCGCAAAUGCGGAAAACAACCAGGAUGGCUCCUUGGAUCUUGAGCAGCAAUGGAUCAAAGAAACCAAUACUUUGCCUCCCCCAGGCAACCGCGUUGCUGCUCAAUUACUUGGAUUCAAGCUUCGAUUUUACAAUUCGGAGCUUCGGGCAGAAGCUGAUGUCCUUCCAGCCAAUCUGCUGUACCUCGCCGCUCUGCUGGUCAAGGUCGGUUUCAUCUCUCUCAUAGACCUGUACCCACACCUCUCGCCUGCGGAUGACAAGAUGGAGGAAGUCAGAGAGCAGGAGCUGAAGAAAAAGGAGGAGGAAGAGCGCGCUUCCAGGGGAGGGGGAAUGAAUGCUCUUCUCAUGGCUGGUGUAUUGCCACAGGGUGAUGAUGAUAACCCGAACGCGGUACGCAAGGAGGUUCCUAAGAAGACCGAAGCCGAGACGAAGCAGGCCGCCGAGCAGGCUCAGGAAGCUAAGCCGCAGCUACCAGAGCCCCUAGAGCAAAAAGUAUCCUUUUUGACGCAACUUUUGACUAUCGGUGCAAUCCCGGAGUCAUUAUUUAUCUUGGGCCGCUUCCCUUGGAUACCAGAGACCUUCCCCGAUGUUCUGAGCCGAAUUCAUCGCAUCCUGAACGUUUCGGUUGACAAAGUCUACAACGCCAGCAAACCUACAUCGAUCACUGACAUAACAUGCCCUACAAAAUUUGUGCCUGAUUUGGAUCAAACUGGUAUUCCAAAGGGCACCGUCAAACUGACUCGUCUCCCUGUCAAAAAGAUUUGGCGUUGGCCAUUCCCCGAUAAGUUCGACACCAACGAAAAUCAGACAUAUCGCUUCUACUGGGAUGAGUGGUCAGACCACAUCCCCGUCUGUCAGACGGUUGAUGAUGUAUUCACCCUUUGUAGCACAUUUCUGAACAUCUCUGGUGUCUGCAUCGGCAAGGAUGAGGUGCUGCUUUCCAAGCUUGCCAGCAUUGGUAGCAUGAGCCUGACCCAAGAUGGCUCGGAGGAAAAUUUGAAGAGAUGGCAUGACCUGCUGAAGAGACUUCUUCUCCCCGCUCUCAGUCACACCAAGGCCAACGCCGCGGUUGUAAAUGCAAUCUGGGAUCUUCUCAAGCUGUACCCGACCACAACUCGCUAUGCCCUCUAUGCCGAGUGGUUCGAGGGACAGACUUCCCGACUUCCUGCGAUGCGUACAGCAUUUGCCAGAGCCAUAGCAGAAACGAGAGGCACGAUGAAGCGUGUCUCUUUGACGAACCUAGGCGAAAUGGCAAAGCAACUGGCCAAGACCAGCUACUCCUCGCCGGGCAUUGUUUUCCGAGUGGCUUUCGAGCAGCUGGAGUCAUAUCCCAAUCUCAUCGAGGCGUUUGUGGAAUGCGCCAAGUACUUUACAGACUUGUCCUAUGACGUCUUGGUCUGGUCGCUAAUGAACUCGCUCGGCAAGUCGAGAAGCCGAACGCAGGCUGACCACGCUCUGACAACCAGCAAAUGGCUCCAAGCUCUGUCCAAAUUUACUGGCAGAGUAUUUCGCCGAUACUCUCUGCUUAACGCCAUCCCCGUUCUCCUCUACGUCAACGACCAAUUGUUCCACGGCAAUUCGACAGAUCUCAUCAUCCUCAAAGAGCUCAUGUCUUCUAUGGGCGGCAUUGUGGACUUGAUUGACUUUACGGACUAUCAAAUAUUGUCCAUGGCAGGCUUUCCCUCUCUACGCAAACACACUCUCAUGCGCGGUGGGGACAAGAGAUACGACAACAUCAAGAGCUCGAAACGGCUCAUCGAAGCUCUGACUGAGUCAGGGCUUGCCGCGCGUCUGCUAGUCAAUCUAGCGCAGUACCGACAGGCAACGAUUUUUCGGGUUCCCGAAGGUGAAGCGCACCUCAAGUUUCUUUCCUCGGUCAUUGACGUUUCGCAUCAAACCCUCAUUCAAUAUCUCGACUUCUUGUGGAACAACAUGGAGCAGCCCGACUUUGACAGUAUCGUGCCUUCGAUACCUGACUUGAUGCAGACCUACGGCCUCGACGUUGGCCUGGCUUUUCUCAUUGGCCGGGCUAGCUUAUCACAGCGAGUUUUCCACUGGAAUAUGGAGGACCCUGAGGCAACCAAGGGUGCCCCCGUCCAGAUUGACAAAGACGGCGACUUGGCGAUGGUGGAGAAGGCUGCCGCUGAUGAUUCUGUACCCGAGCUGGCUGUGGCGAUUGACCAGAACCAAGCUCAAAUUGCCCAGAUUAGUGCUUCGCUACAGCCACUCACCAAUGCCGUCAAGGCAAGCGCGCGACCCGAAGUUUGGGACAAGAUAACACCCGAACUCGCCACGACAUUUUGGGCUCUCCAGCUUGGUGACAUCUACUGUCCAGCCGACAUCUACAAGACGGAGGCGGACCGCCUCAAGGCCGAGGAGUCUGCACUUCUUCGUGACCGGAGCGAUAUGUCACGUCGCGGUCAAGAGCUGCGCACCGAAAAACGAAAGGAGCUCACCCAAACACAAAUCAAUCUUCUGGAGGAUCGCAAGAAGCAUGUCAAGACGCAGGCCAACUGGACCAAAUACCUCACGAAUCUGUUUCAAGAGUCAUUUCGGCCCACGGCCAAGGCAGAUGCCAUAUCCGAUGUGCUCCUUGAGCAGUGCAUCUUGCCUCGCGUGCUGAUUUCGCCCGCCGACACCGAGUAUACUUUUCGUUUCAUCAAAUCGCUGCACGACAAUAACGCCCCGGGUUUCAAGCUCAUGUCGCUAUACAACCGACUCUUUCACGCCAACCGUUUGCGAACACUCAUUUUCACAUGUAGCGUUCGUGAGGCCGAAUAUUUAGGACGCUUUCUGAAGCUCAUCCUCGAGGACCUCUCCAUAUGGCACAAGAAUGCCCCGGCGUCUGGUGGCAAGAACGUCAAGAAUGCCCAGAAAGCGCUUGGUGCAUACGAGACGGAAGGGAUUGGUCCUCGCGACAACGGGCGCCGUGGCUUCGCCCUUACACUGGACGACCAGGGCAAGCCUUUGACAUUCGUGGAGCACGCCCAAUUCAGAGAUUUGCUGUUUGGCUGGCACAAGAAUUUGAAUAGCGCACUGAAGUCUUGUCUGGGCGGUAGCGAAUGGAUGCACAUCCGGAAUGCUCUUACGGUGCUUAAGUCUGUGGUUGACUUUUUCCCAGCGAUUGAUUUUAUGGCUUCACAAUUUUCGGCACAGUUGCAGAAGAUCACGCAGCAGGAAGCCGCGCAAAAAACGGCACCCGAAGACGAGCUCGGAGGGCGCGUGGACCUAUCUGUUGCCGCACAGGGUGCUCUGUCGGAGCUACAGCGGAGGAAAUCAAAGUGGGUUCUGGUGCAGGUUUUCCGUACCAAUGCGGAUGUCGGCACAAAGACGAAUGACAGGGCUGCUGCCUCGGCUCUGCGUGCCACAGCAUCAGACUUUAAACCCGGGGUCGCCAAGAUCAACGCAUCUAGAACUGGAGAAGAGGAGGAUGGCGAAGUCCAGGAUUCGAAGCAAAAGAAGCUUGUCGCCGCGGCAGGCGGUCCUGGGAGAGAUAACUUGCCUGCCAGACCAUCAAGGGGUGGUCGUGAAGCAGGAAAGGAAGAAGUGUCUACUUCGGGCCAAUCGCGCUCUUCAACGCCUAAAACAGCGCCGAAAGGGGAUAGAGGAUACAAUCUUCCAGACAGGCCUAAUCUUCCCACGCGUCCGGAUGUGCCUAUUCCGGGUCACUACACGCCAGAACGAUUUAAUCAGUCGCGCGGCCACGAAAGACGCGAUGGUAGAGAAGGGAGAGAGAGCAGAGAGGGUCGCAACCAGCGCGAGCCGCGUGAAGGCCGGGAAGGUCGCGAGUCACUUGAUAGCCGACCGGGUCGUAACGAGCGGGACCGGCAGAGAGAUGGUGCUAGUGUGGAUGCCAGCAAGUCGAGAGAGCGGGAGCGACAACCGCGCAACACUAGAGGUGGAGGCGAGGACGAACCGAAAGCUCCAUCGCCAGCUCCGCAAGCCGGGCAGGCAGAACCGAUGAUGAACCCUCAGCGUGCAGCAUUGUUUGCCAAAGAAGAGAAUGCCAAGCCGCCACGUAGCGGACCAGAACCGGAUCGGUCCAAGUCUCGACGACCAGAACAAGCCAGCGGCACAGACAAUGUAAACCCCGAAAGAGCGGCGCUGCUGGAUCUACGUGAUGAUAAAUCGUCGGGCCGUUCCAGCCGAAACGAUGGUCGCGACCGUGAUCGGGACCGAAGUGGGCGAAAUCAGUCACCUCGACAUGAAAGUCGCCACGGCGAGCAAAGCACCACCGGAACACCUAGCAACUUUGACGAGAGGCACGGGCGCAUCCACGUAGCUGAUCAUCGACCUCCAGGUCGCAGUCGGGACCGCUCGCCAGGCAUGUCUGGUUCUUUUCGCAAUGAUAAGGGUGCUGAUCGCUCAGAGGCGUUCUACGGAGCUCCUCGGGGGCUUGAGGCAGAAAAGCGCCACCACUCGGGGUACCAAGAUCCCAACUAUGGCAGACUGAACCCUGUUCCCCAGGGACCAGAAACGCCGUCGGGACCUCGACCACGAGGUCGCGGUGCAGCCAGAGGGGGGCACGCUACCCCUACCGGCCCUGCGGUUCAUCAAGAUAGUCGCGCUACGUUGUCGGACCAAAAUUUGACGCCGACGACGGAACGUCUACCACCCUCGGGUCCGGCAUCAGUACGCGGCUGGCGCGCGGGGUACGAGGCCAGCACGCCAGGAUCAGCACCAUCUACACAUGACGGCCCGACAAGAAAGCAAGGUGGAUCCAAUGGCGAGGCAGCUGGGGCUCCAAGCGGUAUGCACCCGGACCGUCUGGCCGCGAUCGACAACAAGUCAGCACAGGGGCCGCAGCCACCUCCACCGCCACCUCCAGGCCCCCCGCCGAGUCACAACCGUGGCGGAGAAGGCAACAUUCCCACUGGACCCUCAGCAGCGUCGGACAGACAUAGGGGUGGUCGUCGACAGCUAGCGGGUAUCAAUAGCGCUCUGCAGCAGGGCUCUAUGGACAAUAUGGGUCGUGGCAGUAACAAUAACAACAACAAUAACAGCAGCCACGGCAGACAUAACCCGUCUCGGCAGAUGCUGGGAGGCAACUCGGAUGCGCAGGUGCUUGCGGGUGGAACGCAGCCGUCAACGCCUGGGCAAGAACAUGGGCGGUGGAUGGACGCUCCCAAGGGCCCGUCUAAUGGCGACGGGAGCGGUCGAGACCAGAGCCGAGGGUACCGAGACAACAAUCGCGAGCGGUCGGGACGAUCCGGGCGACCGCGCAGCCAUGAGCGGGACGGCAAGAGCGGUGGAGGCCACGGUGAGCACCGCGAUCGACGGUCCAUGGGCGGCCAUGGCGGCAGUAGCGAGCAACAAGGACCGCGCGGGCCGGGGGCCGGACCAGACUGGCCUGGUCAUGCCGGCAAUAACGUCAACCGAGGAGGCGUGGGCCGUGGAAGCGGCGGAUCGAGAACGGACGAUCGCGGACACCGCGAGGACCGGGGACGCAAGAGACGCAGCGAGGAGGGAGCGGGCACUGCGCCGAAUGAGAGGGGAGAAAAGCGAGCGAGAAGAUGA
This is a messenger RNA of Beauveria bassiana ARSEF 2860, 6873 nucleotides long. Its product is annotated as THO complex subunit 2. Gene Ontology annotation, biological process: mRNA processing; mRNA export from nucleus. Gene Ontology annotation, cellular component: THO complex part of transcription export complex. NCBI's taxonomy places the organism in Eukaryota, Fungi, Ascomycota, Sordariomycetes, Hypocreales, Cordycipitaceae. The coding region runs from base 1 to 6873 and encodes 2290 amino acids. Gene Ontology annotation, molecular function: mRNA binding. The transcript has a single exon. The record is from RefSeq and is a predicted model, not a curated record.